This is a messenger RNA of Ostreobium quekettii, 321 nucleotides long. The record is from the annotation of a GenBank genome assembly. NCBI's taxonomy places the organism in Eukaryota, Viridiplantae, Chlorophyta, Ulvophyceae, Bryopsidales, Ostreobiaceae.
AUGUUCCGCCCCAGUGCCAAAGACUCGGACCCUUCCGUCCUGCGAAAGGCCAGAGCGGCGUGCUACGCGGCCCGCGACCAGUACUACGCUUGCGCGGAGGAGGCGGGCACGGAGGUUUCGCCGGAGGUUGUCCCCGUCGCCUGCCGUAAGCUGAGGGCCGCCUACGAGGCCAGCUGCAGGCGGACCUGGGUCGAGCACUUCGACUCGCAGCGGCAGAAGGAGGUCCGGCUGCUGCGCGCGAUAAACGCCAGCAUACGGGCGUCCGGCGACCAGGCGCACGGCACGCUCGCGGGGAAGCCGCUCGGCGACCGCGGCGAGUAG